GGGCGGGAGGAAGGACAAAAGAGGUUAUGUCCCUCAACCAGUUCCGUGCACAUACACGCCUUCAUUGAUCUCGCUUUCUUGCUGGGGCGUUGAGGGGCAGGGGCCUGAGGAGAAUGGAGGAGAAACCCUCCACCAGUAUCAAGCCCUACCUGGACAAGCUGACCCUGGGGGUCACACGGAUCCUGGAGACUUCUCCAGGAGUUGCUGAGGUUACAUUUGUGGAAAAAGGGCCAGCCGAGCGCCAUACAAUCAUUUCAUGGGAGCAAAAAAACUCCUGUAUAUUGCCAGAGGAUUUAAAGAACUUCUAUCUAAUGACUGAUGGCUUCCAGAUGAGCUGGAGUGUGAAGACUGAUGAUACCCCCAUGCCCCUGGGCUCCAUGGUGAUUAAUAGUAUCACAAAGCUGUGUCGACUUGGGAGUUCCUCUAUGUACACUCUGCCUAAUGCACCAGCUCUCGCUGACUUGGAAGAUGACACAGAUGAGGAAGGUAAUGAAGACAAACCAGAGAAGCCACACUUUGAUUCUCGUAGUCUUAUCUUUGAAUUAGACCCAUGCAAUGGGAAUGGGAAAGUUUGUCUUGUUUAUAAGCACACUAAACCAGUUGUCUCCCCAGACACAGAGAUAUGGUUCCUGGACAGAGCUCUGUAUUGGCAUUUCCUCACCAAAACCUUCACAGCCUACUACCGUUUGCUCAUUACCCACCUGGGUCUCCCACAGUGGCAGUAUGCCUUCACCAGCUAUGGGGUCAGCCCACAGGCCAAGCAAUGGUUUAACAUGUUUAAACCCAUAACCAUCAACACGGCUCUCCUCUCUGAAGAAGCUGAUUGCUUUGUGAACAAACUGGACCCCAAUAAGGUAUUCAAAAGCAAGAACAAAACUCCAGUGAUCAAAAAGAAAUCACCUUCACAGCCGGCAGGCUCCCAGAAGAGUCACACAAGCAUGACCUCCUCCAAGACAUCCUUACUAGCUGGGAAUUCUUCAAGGAAGUGAGACCCCCAGAACUGGCUCUGGAGAGGAUUUGCAAUAAGCUUUUUUGUUCUCUGAUACAGCAUCCCAGUGAUUCAGAGCAGGUUCCUUGAGCGUGAAUAGGUUUGCUCAUGGAAAACACAUUUCAGCAUUUUCAUGAAAUACAGCCUCAAUCUGCUUCAACACAGGAGCAAUGUAGAGACUGGAGACU
This is a messenger RNA of Dryobates pubescens (Downy woodpecker), 1176 nucleotides long. RefSeq names its product tubulin polyglutamylase complex subunit 2 (gene TPGS2). The record is from RefSeq and is a predicted model, not a curated record. Gene Ontology annotation, biological process: protein polyglutamylation. Lineage: Eukaryota; Metazoa; Chordata; Aves; Piciformes; Picidae. The transcript is spliced from 7 exons. The coding region runs from base 114 to 989 and encodes 291 amino acids.